Molecule: messenger RNA, 1689 nt
Organism: Stereum hirsutum FP-91666 SS1
Lineage: Eukaryota; Fungi; Basidiomycota; Agaricomycetes; Russulales; Stereaceae
Product: glyoxal oxidase precursor
Exons: 7
Coding region: 1-1689 (562 amino acids)
Source: RefSeq, a predicted model, not a curated record
AUGUGGACAGCUUUCCUCUCAUCUAUUGCUCUCGGCGCCGGGUUCGCCACUGCUGCAACCGAAGCAUCAUGGUCUUUCGAACUUCAGAACAUGACUUCGGGUGUUCUAGCCCUUGAGUCCAUUGUCGUCUCUCCGAACCUUGUCAUAUUUUUCGACAGGGCCACGGACGACCCCUUGCAAAUCAAUAACCACUCUGCCUGGGGUGCUCUCUGGGAUCUGGAGACCAGCACCGUCCAACCACUCGAUCUCCUCACCAACUCUUUCUGCGCUUCUGGUGCACUGCUGAGCAAUGGCACUAUGGCUAGCGUAGGAGGCGACCCACAAUUCUUUGCUGGAAAUCCGACCGCGAAAAGUGGUCUGAAUGCUAUUCGUCUCUUCGAACCUUGUGCUGCGCCCGACGGAACUGGUUGUACCAUAUUUGAGAACCCAGAUGAUCCGAGGUUCAACUUGGCCACACCGAGGUGGUACACAAGCUCUCUCCGCAUCUUUGACGGGUCUAUUAUGAUCGUCGGCGGGACCCAUACAGAUGCUCUUUUCUAUAACAUUGAUCCUGCCAACUCUUUCGAGUUCUUCCCAAAGAAAGAUAAUGGCGUUGCCCGACCAUCUCCGUUCCUUGCCAACAGUGGACCUUCGAACUUGUUCCCGAGGGUUUUCGCACUCCCAGACGGUCGUGUUUUCAUGGUCGCAGGUAACACGUCCAUGAUCUACGACAUCGAGGCUCAGACAGAGACUCUGCUCCCUGAAAUACCCAAUGGUGUUCAGGUGACAAACCCAAUGGAUGGCUCCGCCAUACUUCUCCCACUUUCCCCUCCAGACUUCAUCCCCGAAGUUCUUGUUUGCGGUGGCUCCCAAAACGACCCUGCUACACCGCCCGCAAACCUGUCGUCCCAGGAUCCUGCCACGACUCAGUGCAGUCGGAUUAUGUUGACGGAUGAAGGCAUCGCUGCAGGAUGGCAAGUGGAGCAUAUGCUAGAGCCGAGGACUAUGCCCGAACUGCUUCAUAUCCCCAACGGGCAGGUCCUUAUCAUCAACGGUGCCAUGUCCGGCUUUGCAGCCCUCGCCAGCGUGGGCGUAACCACCGGAAACUCUAACGCCGACCACCCAGCGCUGACUCCCUCUAUCUACACUCCCUCUCUCCCUCUCGGACAACGAAUCUCCAAUACUGGGAUGCCCACAGCCGACAUACCUCGAGUCUAUCACUCUAGCGUCACGCUCACGCCGCAAGGUUUCUUCCUCAUCGCCGGGAGCAACCCGAAUCCGAAUACGACGGCCCCGGGUCCAGGAGUGACGUUCCCCACAGAGUUCAGGGUUGAGCACCUGAACCCUCCGUCUUUGGCUCCAGGGGUAGAGAGGCCGACGUUUGAGGAGGGGAGUAUGCCGAGUAAAUUGGCAUUUGGGAAGAGCAUGACGGUGAAUGUUACGGUUCCAGAGGGUCUGGAUACGAGCGACGUCAAGCUGGCGUUAAUGGACCUCGGGUUCUCGACUCAUGCGUUUCACUCAAGCGCACGUCUCGUCUUCAUGAACGCUACGCUUUCGGACGAUAAGACGCAACUCACUUUCACCACCCCACCGAGCGGAAGAGUUUACCCACCUGGACCCGCAACAAUCUUCCUAACCGUGGACGAUAUCACGUCUCCAGGCGUGCAAGUUAUCAUGGGAAGUGGUGCUCCCCCUCCCGUGUCUGAGUAG